AUGCUUACGAACGACGCCAACAUCAAGGACACGUUGACCUACACCAUCACCACAACCAACUCUGCCGGCUUGGCCCAGUUUCAGAUUGACAAUGUGACAGGCGUUAUAGAUGUGGCCAAGCCUCUGGACUAUGAAAACACGGCGCUACGCAUGACUGAUCUCGUGGUCCAGGCUUCAGAUGGCUACUGUACAUCGCCCAAGUACCAGCUGCACCUGCAGGUCACCGAUGUAAACGAAGCCCCUACAAUAUCCCCUGACGUCAUCAAUAUGAACGUCUGUGAAGGAAAGAAAACCUUCAGCCCAGGCUACAAGCUCACAGACCCGGAUACCAUUGACACACAGAGGUGGUACUUUGACAAGUCCAACUCUGACCCUAACGGCUACUUCAACAUUGACGCCAAGACAGGUGACCUGAUGACGCUGCUGGACUAUGACGUGGAUCCACUGAAGCCGAUGCCAGUCUCGAACACUUUCAGAGUUGUGGUGGAGGACAAAGGUGGACUCACCGCCACGGCCAAGGUCACGGUCAACUUCACGGAGUGUAACGACCACGCCCCUGUGUUCGAUGCGCCUGGCUAUGAGGCUAGUGCCUCGGAGUGUUCCGGCGCAGGUUCCAGACUAAUCAGGAUCCGUGCCACUGACAACGACACAUCACGUGACGAUAACAACGUCAUCUACUACCAAGGCUCAGGUGGUGCCGUCAGUGUCAACAGUGAUGGUGACGUCAUCCUCAACCACCCUCUGCCCGCCGGAAAUGUCAUCACGUUCGACGCCUACGCCUACGACAGGGGGAGAACCCCGUCUCAGCUAAGGAGCGUUAACCCCACAAGGAUUAGCGUUAGGUUUACGCCGUGCUACACCACCUAUGUACCAAUUGUGGUACCGACCCCGGCUCCAACAGUACCCACCACACCCACGACGACAUUACCGACAACCACAACAACUAAAACAAAACAGGACUCGAACCUCCCUUGGAUCGUCAUCGCGGCCCUCCUCGGCUCCGUGAUGUUGGCCCUGCUGGCCUGCAUGCUGUGGCGCUACGGCCGGCUCUGUGCUCACGCCUGCAACAACUUCAGCUGCGAGAAGAAAUGCUGCAGACCCAGACCACGCAGAUUGGCCACACCAGUAGCCAGAAGACCAGCAGAAAGACCAAACAUUGAGCCAGAAGAAAAAGAGGAACCACCACCAAAAGGUCCCGGAUUUUUGUUUGGAUUCUGGAAAGAAAGGUUCCCAGACGACGAUUUCAAACAAGAGCCCCAGCGGAAGACCCUCCCCGCCCCCGGGGACAUGGACGCCCACUACCCUCACACAAUCGACGCCGUGGAGGACCCGCUGACGCCACAGGUUCCAGACACGGCGGCACCAAAGAAAAGUUGCGUCAUCAUGUAG
This is a messenger RNA of Physella acuta, 1389 nucleotides long. RefSeq names its product protocadherin-16-like. Gene Ontology annotation, cellular component: membrane; catenin complex. NCBI's taxonomy places the organism in Eukaryota, Metazoa, Mollusca, Gastropoda, Physidae. Gene Ontology annotation, molecular function: cadherin binding; beta-catenin binding; calcium ion binding. The record is from RefSeq and is a predicted model, not a curated record. Gene Ontology annotation, biological process: multicellular organism development; homophilic cell-cell adhesion; cell migration.